Molecule: messenger RNA, 2698 nt
Organism: Manihot esculenta (cassava)
Lineage: Eukaryota; Viridiplantae; Streptophyta; Magnoliopsida; Malpighiales; Euphorbiaceae
Product: receptor protein kinase-like protein ZAR1
Exons: 2
Coding region: 253-2403 (716 amino acids)
Biological process (GO): protein phosphorylation
Molecular function (GO): protein binding; ATP binding; protein kinase activity
Source: RefSeq, a predicted model, not a curated record
GUUUUUCGUUUACUCUAAUUUAUCUAUGUUCCCAAGGUCUAGUUUUGCUGGACCUUUUACCUUUCUUCAACACCCUUUCGCCUUUCGGACACCGCCCCCUCCUUCUCUCUAGGCUCCGUUGUCUCCUCAUCGUUUUCUUCAGUCUUCUUUGGUUUUCUGGCGCUGAAAGGUAAGAAUUAUGAACUCUCAGCUUUGCAACAUUUUACACUGGUCUUAAGCCGUCACUUCCUGCUCUUUUUUUGGUCUGUGGAAAUGUUUCUCUUGAUUUUGCUGGUUUUUCUUCUUUUUAACUCUCAUGGACAUGUUAGUUCUUUGAAUAAUGAAGGAUUUGUACUUAUGUCGUUCAAGCAGUCCAUAUAUGAUGACCCAGAAGGGUCUUUGAGCAACUGGAAAUCCUCCGAUGAGACCCCUUGUUCAUGGAAUGGGGUUACAUGUAAGGAGCAAAAAGUUGUCUCUGUUGGCAUCCCAAAGAAGAAACUUUAUGGGUUUCUUCCUUCUUCUCUUGGGUCUCUCUCUGACCUUAGACAUUUAAAUUUGAGGAAUAAUAGGUUCUUUGGUAGCUUACCUGCCGAGCUCUUUCAAGCUCAAGGGCUACAGAGUCUGGUCCUUUAUGGGAAUACCUUAUCUGGGUCUUUGCCAAAUGAGUUUGGCAAGCUUAAGUACCUUCAAAGCUUGGAUUUAUCACAGAAUUUCUUCAAUGGAUCAAUACCCACAUCAAUUGUUCAAUGCAAGAGACUUAGAAACUUUGAUCUGAGCCAAAACAAUUUCACUGGUUCUUUACCAGAAGGGUUUGGUUCUGGUUUGGUUUCUCUUGAAAAGCUUGAUCUUUCAUUCAAUAAAUUCAAUGGUUCAAUUCCUAGUGAUAUAGGAAAUUUAACUAGUUUGCAAGGAACUGUUGAUCUGUCACAUAAUCUCUUCACGGGUUUAAUCCCAGCUAGUCUUGGAAGCCUUCCUGAGAAGGUUUACAUUGAUCUAACUUACAACAAUUUGAGUGGUCCAAUACCACAAAAUGGUGCUUUAAUGAACAGAGGACCAACAGCAUUUAUAGGAAAUCCUGGUCUCUGUGGUCCUCCAUUAAAAAACCCUUGUUCUUCCAAUACAGAUGGAGCAAGUUCACCUUCAUCAUUUCCCUUUUUGCCUAAUAACAACCCGCCUCAAAAUUUGAAUAACAAUGGUAGAGGGCCUGAGAAAGGAGGAGGAUUAAGUAAGGGUGCUGUAAUUGCAAUCAUUGUGAGUGAUGCAAUUGGAAUUUGCCUUGUUGGGUUACUAUUUUCGCAUUGCUAUUCAAGGGUUUGUGCUUGUAGCAAGGAUAAAGAUGAAACUGGUUAUGUUUUCGGCAAGGAAGGGAAGGGAAGGCGGGAGUGUUUGUGCUUUAGAAAGGAUGAACCUGAUACUCUAUCUGAGAAUGUAGAGCAGUAUGAUCUUGUGCCCUUGGAUACACAGGUAGCUUUUAAUUUAGAUGAGCUGCUUAAGGCUUCAGCUUUUGUUCUGGGGAAGAGUGGAAUCGGGAUUGUAUACAAAGUUGCACUCGAAGAUGGGCUUACUUUAGCUGUGAGAAGAUUGGGAGAAGGGGGCUCUCAAAGGUUCAAGGAGUUCAAGACAGAAGUAGAAGCUAUUGGAAAGCUAAGGCAUCCUAAUAUUGUGACACUCAGAGCGUAUUACUGGUCUGUCGAUGAGAAGUUGCUAAUCUAUGAUUACAUACCUAAUGGAAGCCUUGCGACCGGGCUUCAUGGGAAGCCUGGAAUGGUUUCUUUUACACCGUUAUCUUGGUCUAUUCGGUUGAAAAUCAUCAAGGGGAUUGCAAAUGGUUUGGUUUAUCUGCAUGAAUUCAGUCCUAAAAAGUAUGUUCAUGGAGAUGUGAAACCAAGAAAUAUACUUCUUGGACAUAACAUGGUACCUUACAUUUCUGAUUUUGGACUCGGGCGCCUUGCUAAUAUUGCCGGAGCAUCCCCUACUCUGCAAUCUAAUGGAGCUGCUUCAGAAAAACCACAAGAAAGGCAACAAAAGAAUGCACCUAGCUCGGACGUUGCCACAUUUUCAUCGAUGAAUUUGGGAUCUUACUACCAGGCCCCUGAAGCACUUAAAGUCGUAAAACCAUCACAGAAAUGGGAUGUUUACUCUUAUGGGGUGAUCUUACUAGAAAUGAUCUCAGGAAGAUCCCCAGUGAUCCACAUGGGUACCUCAGAAAUGGACCUUGUUAACUGGAUUCAGCUUUGCAUUGAAGAACAGAAACCACUUGCAGAUGUUUUAGAUCCAUAUUUAUCUCCAGAUUUGGACAAGGAAGAGGAAAUUAUUGCAAUUCUAAAGAUAGCAAUGGCUUGUGUUCACAGCAGCCCUGAAAGAAGACCAACAAUGAGGCAUGUCUGUGAUGCUUUAAGCAGAUUGGCUGUAUCCUCUGAUUGAAUGGAACUGAGAUAAAUUGUUCAUUGCACUUGCAAUGAAAAAAUGUAAAAGUAAAAUAUGGGAUCUGUGCAAUUUAUGUCUUUGUUUUUGGUAGGUUGUUUUCUUCUUUGUUAUUGCAUGAGAUGGUGGUGGGUCUGCUUUGGGAGCUUGCUGAGAGAUGGAGGAACUGCUUUUGUACUCUGGCAUUGUUAAGUGUAUAUGUAAAAGAAGAGGAUGUUGUCUUUUUCAUGCUCUUAUUGCAGAACUUUUGUCUCUUUGUUUGUAUUAUCAAUCUUUUAAUUAAUUGUUUAUUGCA